Messenger RNA from Hemibagrus wyckioides, 3768 nucleotides. RefSeq names its product GTPase IMAP family member 8-like. The transcript is spliced from 11 exons. Bases 87 to 3431 code for a protein of 1114 amino acids. Gene Ontology annotation, molecular function: 2-oxoglutarate-dependent dioxygenase activity; GTP binding; methyltransferase activity. The record is from RefSeq and is a predicted model, not a curated record. Lineage: Eukaryota; Metazoa; Chordata; Actinopteri; Siluriformes; Bagridae.
UAAUCAUGAUACUGGUUUACGAAACUUAGCCUCUGAGAGACAGAGUGCUUCACACAGCACACAGAACUCCGAGAUCAACAAGUACAAUGGCAGUUUCCGAAAAUGAGCUCCCCGAGAAGAAGCCUUCACAGAACACAAAACAGAAGAAGAAGACCUGGUCGCCUUUUUUUAAAGUGGCUGGAUGUUUGGGAUGUUUGCUUGUUGUACCUCUUGGGAUACUGAUGCAUCCCAGCAACUCCUCAAAUGCAGAAGUUCAAGAAUCCAGUGAUGAGCUUCGGAUCCUGCUGAUUGGAAAGACAGGUGCAGGCAAAAGUGCAACAGGAAACACCAUCCUUGGAAGAAAGGCUUUUAAAUCUGAUGUGUCUUCUUCAUCUGUAACAACACAGUGUGAGAAAGCCAGUGGAACUGUAAAUGGCAGAAAAGUCUUUGUUAUUGACUCUCCAGGCCUGUUUGACACUCAGUUAUCUGUAGACGAGGUGGUCAGUCGGAUUAAGCUGUGCAUUCCAUUCUCAGCUCCAGGACCUCAUGUCUUUUUAGUUGUGAUUCAAAUAGGUAGAUUCACAGAGCAAGAAGAAAAAACAGUUGAAAUAUUUCAAGCCAUUUUUGGGGAAAAGUCCUCCUGGUACAUGAUGGCUCUCUUCACUCAUGGAGAUCAAAUAAAGGGAAAGAAUAUUCAUCAAUAUGUACGCAACAAUACAAAGCUUUUGAAUUUUACCAGGAAAUGCAAUGGAGGAUACCAUGUGUUCGAUAAUGAAGAUCAGAAUCCAGAACAAGUCAUCCAGCUCCUGGACCAGAUUGAUAAGAUGGUCACUGUAAAUGGUGGAGAAUAUUACACUACAGAGAUGCUUCAGGAGGCCGAGAGAGCGAUAGAAGCAGAGAAACAGCGGAUCCUGAAAGAGAAUGAAGCACAGAGAAAGAAAGACAUGGAAGAACUGAGGAAGAAGUUUGAAGGAGAAGAGCUUAAGAGAGAAGAAAAGAAGAAAACUAAGCAGCAUGAAGAGGAAGCAAGAGAAAAGGCUGAAAAGGGUUACCCUUAUUUUGAAAAGUUUAUUCAGCUCUUAUUUGAAAUUAUACUACGAUAUUUUGGAAUCACAACACCAGGCCACUUUUCAAAUGUCAACUUUAAUAAUUUCCAGAGCAAUUAUAAAUACAAGAUGGCAGGACAGCUGAAUCAGUACAUGGCCUGGCUUCUUUCUUCUAAAUUGCGGCUGCUCACAUGUUUUGUUCUUGUGGCAGGUUUAGGGAUUCAGGUUUGGAAGCUACAGAACAGCUCUGUGAGUGAACAAGUUCCAGAAUUUAGUGAUGAACUUCGGAUCCUGAUGAUCGGAAAGACAGGUGUGGGCAAAAGUGCAACAGGAAACACCAUCCUUGGUACAAAGGCAUUUAAAUCUGAUAUGUCUUCUUCAUCUGUAACAACACAGUGUGAGAAAGCCAGUGGAACUGUACAUGGCAGAAAAGUCUUUGUUAUUGACUCUCCAGGCCUGUUUGACACUCAGUUAUCUGAAGACGAGGUGGUCAGUCGGAUUAAGCUGUGUAUUCCAUUCUCUGCUCCAGGACCUCAUGUCUUUUUAGUUGUGAUACAAAUAAGUAGAUUUACAGAUGAAGAAGAAAAAACAGUUAAGCUAUUUCAAUCAAUCUUUGGAGAAAAAUCCUCCAGGUACACGAUGGCUCUCUUCACUCAUGGAGAUCAACUAAAGGGAAAGAAUAUUCAUCAAUUUGUUCGCAACAAUACAAAGCUUUUAAAUUUUACCAGGAAAUGCAAUGGAGCAUAUCAUGUGUUCGAUAAUGAAGAUCAGAAUCCAGAACAAGUCAUCCAGCUCCUGGACCAGAUUGAUAAGAUGGUCACUGUAAAUGGUGGAGAAUAUUACACUACAGAGAUGCUUCAGGAGGCCGAGAGAGCGAUAGAAGCAGAGAAACAGCGGAUCCUGAAAGAGAAUGAAGCACAGAGAAUGAAAGAGAUGGAAGAGCUGGAGAAGACUCUUGAAGGGAAAGCAUUGGAGGAAGCACAAAAGCGACUUAACGAGGGACAUAUAAGAGCCGCAAGAAUGGCAGCUGAGAGAAGCCCUUCACUGUUUGAAAUGUUAGGCAAUUUUUUAAAGAGAGUUUUCACAGUAAUAUGUGAGAAAGUCCAUGGAAGUGUGCACGGCAGAAAAGUCUUUGUUAUUGACUCUCCAGGCCUGUUUGACACUCAGUUAUCUGAAGACGAGGUGGUCAGUUGGAUUAAGCUGUGCAUUCCAUUCUCUGCUCCAGGACCUCAUGUCUUUUUAAUUGUCAUACAAAUCAGUAGAUUUACAGAUAAAGAAGAAAAACAGUCAAAUUAUUUCAAACCAAUUUUUGGAGGAAAGUCCUCCAGGUGCACUAUGGAGUUUGCGGAUGAUACCACCGUGGUUGGGCUCAUCUCCGGAGGGGAUGAGACGGCAUACAGGGCUAAAGUAGAGAACCUGUCCACCUGGUGCUCACGGAAUAAUCUGACACUGAAUCUGACACUCAACAUCAAGGCGUUGGUGAAGAAAGCUCAGCAGCGGGUGCAUUUCCUGCGGGUCCUCAGGAAGGACAACGUGGACAAAAAGCUGCUGAUGGCUUUCUAUCAUGCCUCCGUGGAGAGCACACUGACAUACUGUCUGGAGCAGAAGGAGCAGAAGAAUGCUAGAGAGCUGAGGAUUGUGCUGGUGGGAAAGACUGGAGUGGGGAAGAGUGCUGUAGGAAACACUAUCCUGGGAAAAGAAGCAUUCUUAUCUGACUUGUCUAGUACAUCUGUGAGCUCAGACUGUGAUAAAGCAAAAGGAAAUGUUAAUGGCAGAAAUGUUGCAGUAAUAGACACUCCAGGCCUGUUUGACACAGAUAUUUCAAAUGAUGAAAUUGCAGAAAGGAUAAAGACAUGCAUAUUUCUGUGUGCACCAGGCCCUCAUGUGUUUCUGGUGGUUAUCCAGCUGGGAAGAAUUACAAAAGAAGAGAAGGAAACAUUGGAGAUAAUCAAAGAUAUCUUUGGAGAAGGUUCCUUACAAUACAUCAUGGUGCUCUUUACACAUGGAGACAGGCUAGCAGGAAGUAAAAAGACUAUUCAUGAAUUUGUUGGAGGAAAUCCUGCUCUGACUCAUUUUAUCCAGACCACUAGUGGAUGUUAUCAUAUAUUUGACAACACUGUUAAGGACCUGAUGCAGGUUAACAUGCUGCUUGAACAUAUAGAGCAGCUUGUUACAAGAAAUGGUGGAAAUCACUAUACAAAUGAAACACUUCAGCUGGCUGAAAGAGCAAUUCAGGAGGAGCAGUUAAGAAUUCAAAGAGAAACUCAGAUGGAUGCUGAGCAAGCAAGAGAGAAAGCAGAAAGAAACAAUAAGUACAUGAAAACUGCUGCUGGCAUUGGGAUAGCUACUGCAGUUGCAGGUCUCACUGCUGCUGCAGCACUCAGAGGACACUGCAUAAUACAGUAGCUUAUUGAUCUCAUCUGACGUGAAUUAGACCGGACAAAAUUUAUUGACUUUAACAUAUAAGGACAUCUAGUUUAUGAAGGCUUUAAUCCAGUAAUAGAGGAUUAUCUACAGUAUAAUUGAAAUGUUUCUGACAUGGAGGUUAAGGCAGCUUCCUUUGUGAAUUCUAUAAUCCGUAAUCAAAAAUAAUCAACGACAUUUAUGGUGAGGCUGGUAGUAAUUUUUAUAAACAAUAUCAAUAUUAGAUAUCUUCAUUUUCUCUAUUCAGUGUAACAACUCUAAUGUAAUGGAACAAGAGUGUAUAUUUUCCGUGUUAUAUUUGUCAAAAACAAUAAAACAU